AUGAAAAGUACGUCUUAUUGGCUUCUUCAGUCUAUUUUGGAAGAAAUAGCAGGAGACAAAAAGAGCUUAUUUGCCUUUGGGGCAUCAAUAGGAACAAAAAUAGCUGAGGAGAUGGCACUGAAGGCCCUGCCAGAAGAGACUGUCUCUUUGGUGUGCUAUACAUCCCAGGUGCUAGAUGAGUACUUUGAGUGCACCCUGCAGACAGCCCAGGAGAAUGGAGAGGUGCAUAUACGAAUAAACGAAGAAUUGCCAGCUGACAGGCUGGCAGACAAAGCUGAAAUAAUUGCAGGCAUUAUUACUGCAGUUGUAGGAAGAGUGCAAAAUAAAAGAGUUCGUGCAAAGACGUAUGGGGCACAGGCAAAAAUAGUGGUAACAGAGUAG
This is a messenger RNA of Nematocida ausubeli, 381 nucleotides long. RefSeq lists its product as uncharacterized. The transcript has a single exon. The coding region runs from base 1 to 381 and encodes 126 amino acids. The record is from RefSeq and is a predicted model, not a curated record. NCBI's taxonomy places the organism in Eukaryota, Fungi, Microsporidia.